AUGAGUCCUCCUUUAAGCGACGGCGAAUACAUACAAGGCAAUCAGCCACUUAUCGACAACUGGCUUUUGCAGCGCUCUUAUCACGGAGCACAAGAUACGACCGGUCAUCAUAUUCCAUGGGAUUAUCAACCAGUUCAACCUCACUACAACCACCUCCACCAACCAGAAUAUGACUCGCAUUCUCAGAGCAGGCCUUCAUACGACAGCUGCGUAGACGUCAAAUACCCUGAUACUAGUGACGGCCGAUCUGAGAAUAUGUCGGCUAGCACUGGACACUACGCUUUCCCUUCCCCUAACGAAUCUCACAUACACGAAACCUAUUAUACAGAGAGGCAGGACGCUGGUGUGUGGGGCUGGCCACAAUCGAUGCCUGAUAAUGUCCACACUCCGUUGCACUCGAAUCUGGCCAUUCAAGACCUUGGUAACACACCCGAGCAUGGCAGGGUUUCCUUCUUCUCCGAGCCAAGCCCGUCGAUGGCCAAACCUGGUGCUCAGACAUCUCCAAGCGCAUUCUCCGAUGAUACGACGCCGACAGACCUUAUCCCCAACCCUCCGACUGAAUUGAUAGAUCCACCAUCGGAGGACAUGACCCCCAGCGACAAGACCAUGAUCCCACAAAGACGUAACCUCAAGGACCCGAAUCACCUAUACAUGCCACGUUGGAUCAGAGGAGAUGGCAAACAACGUGAAGGCUGGUGCGGAGCAUGCCGUCCUGGAAAAUGGUUGAGCCUAAAGCGCAGUACCUACUGGUAUCAUAAGAACUUCUGCCACGGUAUUACAGUCAUGGGCACUCCAUUUCCGCGGCCAACUCGAACCCGCGCACUAGCCGAUGACAAGGGAUACGAAGGGUUUUGCGGAACGUGCAACAAGUGGAUUGUCCUGAAUGGAGGAAAGAAGAGCCAUACUUCUUGGUUCAGACACGCUUACAAGUGUGACCCAUCUGCAGUCGCCAGAGUAUCUCCAUCCAGGAGUUUUGCAUAG
Aureobasidium pullulans EXF-150 is the source of this 981-nucleotide messenger RNA. RefSeq lists its product as uncharacterized. Bases 1 to 981 code for a protein of 326 amino acids. The transcript has 3 exons. The record is from RefSeq and is a predicted model, not a curated record. NCBI's taxonomy places the organism in Eukaryota, Fungi, Ascomycota, Dothideomycetes, Dothideales, Saccotheciaceae.